AUGAUCCCAGUCAAAGUGGAAUCGGUUAGUAGCUGGAUAGAGGAGCUUGUGACAGCUACUCGGCUGAGAAAUAGCUACAGGAACAGAUCAUUGGAUAAGUCAGUGUCUAUGCUUCAGAAGCAGCUCUCUGUUAAACAGAGCUCUCAACCGAUUGUUGAUGUCUCAACAACAAAUACUUCGACAGAAGGAAACCAAAGGAAGAAAGUUUUCAUGGUGAUUGGUAUCAACACUGCAUUUAGCAGUAGAAAACGUCGUGAAUCUCUUAGAGAGACUUGGAUGCCUCAGGGGGAAAAGCUUGAGAAAUUGGAAAAAGAUAAAGGAAUUGUCGUCAAAUUCAUGAUUGGACACAGUCCGACACCACAUAGUAUAUUGGAUAAGGAAAUUGAUUCAGAAGAUGCUCAAUACAAAGAUUUCUUUAGGCUGGAUCAUGUGGAAGGAUAUUAUAAUCUGUCUGCGAAAACAAAAAGCUUCUUCUCCAGUGCAGUUAGAACGUGGGAUGCUGAGUUUUACGUCAAGAUUGAUGAUGAUGUUCAUGUCAAUCUUGGUAUGCUUGCUUCUACAUUAGGUAUGCACCAUCAUAAGCCGAUGGUCUACAUUGGAUGUAUGAUAUCCGGACCUGUUCUUACUCAAAAGACGUCCAAGUAUCGUGAACCAGAGUUUUGGAAAUUUGGAGAGGAAGGUAAUGAAUAUUUUCGACAUGCUACAGGACAAAUCUAUGCCAUCUCAAAGGAUCUUGCCACAUACAUAUCUAACAACCAGCCAAUUUUACACAAGUAUGCAAAUGAAGAUGUGACACUCGGGUCAUGGUUAAUUGGUCUUGAGGUUGAGCAUAUCGAUGAUCGUAAUUUCUGUUGUGGUACACAUCGAGAUUGUGAAAUGAAGGCAGAGGCUGGUGAAGUGUGUGUGGCGUCUUUUGACAGGAAGUGCAAUGGGAUAUGCAAAUCUGUCGAUAGAAUGUGGACCGUUCAUGUGAUGUGUGGAGAAGGUGAUAAAGCCGUGUGGGAUGCAAAUUAUAACUUUCUUAGAUAAGAAAAUGUAAUAAGAGGAGAUGAACAUUUUGUUUUUGUAAAGAACCAAAAGGUAUACAAAUCCGCUUACUUGAGAA
Brassica napus (rape) is the source of this 1105-nucleotide messenger RNA. Its product is annotated as probable beta-1,3-galactosyltransferase 5. The coding region runs from base 1 to 1029 and encodes 342 amino acids. Gene Ontology annotation, cellular component: Golgi membrane. The record is from RefSeq and is a predicted model, not a curated record. Gene Ontology annotation, molecular function: beta-1,3-galactosyltransferase activity. NCBI's taxonomy places the organism in Eukaryota, Viridiplantae, Streptophyta, Magnoliopsida, Brassicales, Brassicaceae. The transcript is spliced from 9 exons.